AUGUACGAGAAACCUUCAAGAGAAAUGGAAGCAUUAUGUAGUGAUACGGACUGUAUUUAUUCCAAGCUAAAAGCAAUCGAAUUUGAGAAGACAAGAUACAAGUGUGGAUUUCCUCCGAUUCAAGCUCCAAUUCAACGAUGCACGAUUCUACCAGCACGUGUCAAAAAAGAAACAUCCUUGGAGCUCGUACCUCGUUUAAUCCCAGACUGUGAGUAUCGUUCUUCACUCAGUGAUGGUGCUGGAAGCUUUGCGUCUCAUUUUGUGAGUAUGAGCUUCGCCCUCAUUCCUCACUUGUCUUCUGCCUUGAUAAACCAAUUACUAGGAAAGCAUAGUAUAACGGAUUUCAAACUGUGA
Diversispora eburnea is the source of this 354-nucleotide messenger RNA. Lineage: Eukaryota; Fungi; Glomeromycota; Glomeromycetes; Diversisporales; Diversisporaceae. The record is from the annotation of a GenBank genome assembly.